AUGUUAUUUCAUAGUAAAAACCAUGGUGAAGCUUUUGGUUUUUCUCUUUCAUUCAAUCAACCAAAGUUUUGUCCAACAGCCAUUUGGAAUUUCAAUGGAAUUACUUUUGCCGAUCAAUCAGUUGUUGGUCAAUAUCCUGCCGCCAUUUUUGUGAACACAAACAAUACAAUUUAUGUUGCUAAUCCAGAAAGCAACGCAAUUGUAAUAUGGCAAGAAGGAAGUAUCAAUCCAACAAAGAUCAUUCAUGGUGAUUUUGCAGGGUCCAGUUUUCUCUUCGUGACAUCGAAUGGUGAUAUCUAUAUUGAUGAUAGUUAUUAUAAUCAUCAAGUACAGAAAUGGAGUGCAGAAACAAAUACUUUUGUCACGGUGAUGAAUGUCGACUCAUCAUGUUGGGGUUUGUUUGUCGAUAUGAAUGACACUCUUUACUGUUCAAUGCUUGAUCAUCACCAAGUAGUGAAAAGAUCAUUAAAUGAUCCUCUGAUUAUUUCAAAUCGUGUUGCUGCCGGCACAGGUAUUGAAGGAUCAGCCUCGAAUCAACUCGGAGGUCCUCGUGGAAUCUUUGUCGAUAUAAAUUUUGAUUUAUAUGUAGCAGAUUGGCACAAUUAUCGAGUUCAGUUAUUCCAGUCAGGAGAAUCAAAUGGCAUCACAGUAGCUGGAAUUACUUCACUAAAUCCAACAAUUAUACUCCAUCAACCAACUGGAGUUAUAUUAGAUGCUGAGAAAUAUCUAUUCAUUGUAGAUCAGAAUAAUCAUCGAAUUGUUGGUUCAGGCUUGAAUGGUUUUCGAUGUUUAGUUGGUUGUUAUGGAGAGGGUUCACAAUCCAAUCAAUUGAAUCAUCCAACUAGUUUGAAUUUCGAUCGUUAUGGAAACAUGUUUGUUACCGAUUAUGCAAAUCAUCGAAUUCAAAAAUUUCAAUAUGUCGAAGAAUCAUGUGAUAAAGAUAAAAAUGAAAUUCCUGAUGGAUUUCGAAUUCAAUUAUUCAAUAGUUAA
Messenger RNA from Adineta steineri, 990 nucleotides. The record is from the annotation of a GenBank genome assembly. Lineage: Eukaryota; Metazoa; Rotifera; Eurotatoria; Adinetida; Adinetidae.